UCCCACCAUGAACUCAAGGACGAGUGUGCUCUGGUUCCCCAUGGAACUGCCAACAAGACCAAUCGCAUUCCUGCCAACCUUUUGGACCAGUUUGAGCGGCAGCUGCCUCUGAAUCGGGAUGGCUACCACACUCUGCAGUACAAACGAACUGCCAUGGAGCACCGCAGUGACAGCCCAGGGAGGAUCCGGCACCUGGUUCAUUCUGUCCAAAAGCUCUUUACCAAGUCCCAUUCACUGGAGGGACCAUCCAAGGGGAAUGUCAAUGGGGGGAAAGCAAGCCCAGAAGAGUCACAGACAAUGAGGUAUGGGAAGCGCAGCAAGAGUAAAGAAAGGCGAUCAGAAGGUAAGCCCAGAUCCAAUGCAUCAGGAUGGUGGAGUUCAGAUGACAACUUGGACAAUGAUGUUUGCAUUUAUCAUGGUCCCAGUGGGGUCAUGACCAUGGGAAGAUGCCCUGAUCGUUCUUCUUCCCAAUACUUUAUGGAAGCCUAUAACACUAUUAGCGAACAUACUGUGAAGUCCUCCAGAAGCAAUAACGAUGUCAAAUGCUCUACCUGUGCAAACCUGCCUGUGAAUUUGGACUCCCAGUUAAUGAAGAAAAGCUCUUGGUCCUCUACAUUAACCGUGAGCAGAGCCCGUGAAGUUUACCAGAAAGCAUCAGUUAACAUGGACCAGACAGUGGUGAAGGCAGAGACGUGUCAACAGGAACGGUCAUGUCAGUACCUCCAGGUUCCUCAAGAUGAAUGGACUGGGUACACCCCACGAGGAAAAGAUGACGAGAUUCCCUGCCGACGAAUGCGUAGUGGCAGUUACAUCAAAGCCAUGGGGGAUGAUGACAGUGGAGACUCAGACACAAGUCCGAAGCCAUCUCCAAAGAUUGCUGCACGGAGAGAGAGCUAUCUCAAGGCCACCCAGCCAUCCCUUACAGAGCUCACCACCCUCAAGUAAGUCCAUGUUUUAC
Pseudopipra pipra is the source of this 958-nucleotide messenger RNA. RefSeq names its product disks large-associated protein 1-like. Gene Ontology annotation, molecular function: molecular adaptor activity. The record is from RefSeq and is a predicted model, not a curated record. Gene Ontology annotation, cellular component: postsynaptic specialization; glutamatergic synapse. The transcript has 2 exons. Lineage: Eukaryota; Metazoa; Chordata; Aves; Passeriformes; Pipridae. Gene Ontology annotation, biological process: signaling. The annotation marks the transcript as partial.